GUCUCGCCGUCGUGACGCCAUUUUCCUGCGACUGCGCGAUCGCUGAGGUAACGGGUGGUUGCCACCGUCCGGCGGGAAACCCAGGAGCGGCUACUUCUCGUCUGCGGCCUCUGAUCUAGGAGCAGAAAGACAAGCGGCAAGAUGACGGACCGCUACACCAUCCACAGCCAGCUGGAACACCUCCAGUCCAAGUACAUCGGCACGGGCCACGCCGACACCACCAAGUGGGAGUGGCUGGUGAACCAGCACCGCGAUUCGUACUGCUCCUACAUGGGCCACUUCGACCUGCUCAACUACUUCGCCAUUGCCGAGAACGAAAGCAAAGCGCGAGUCCGCUUCAACUUGAUGGAGAAGAUGCUGCAGCCUUGCGGACCGCCCGCCGACAAGCCCGAGGAGAACUGAGACCCGGCCCCCGCCCGGCCUCCGUCGACUGCGGCCCUUCCGGCCUCUUCUGUCUCCAGGGACGGCUUCCCAAGCCGUGUGUGUAUGUGUGUGUGGACGUGCGUUUGCCGGGUGCCCCCCGACCCGCCUUCGUGUGCCCUUCGCACGCUGAGAACUGCUGGAGAGAGGUCCUGGAUUCGGGAAGCGUAGGCCAAGCCCGCUGGACUGAGGCGGGACUUGGAGGCUGGCUUUCGGCUUGUUGAUUGCCUUGUUGCUGUUUUCCCAUAAAGUUGAGAAAUCGCCGGUC
Messenger RNA from Heterocephalus glaber (naked mole-rat), 688 nucleotides. RefSeq names its product splicing factor 3b subunit 5 (gene Sf3b5). Gene Ontology annotation, cellular component: precatalytic spliceosome; U2 snRNP. The record is from RefSeq and is a predicted model, not a curated record. Gene Ontology annotation, biological process: mRNA splicing, via spliceosome. Lineage: Eukaryota; Metazoa; Chordata; Mammalia; Rodentia; Bathyergidae.